AUGUCUCAAUCAGCCAAGAGCAAAGGAAAACAGCGCGACCCUCCGCCAUCCCUCUUUCUCCAUCCAUCUCCCGCCGCCUCUCAUGCUUCGCUACCGGGUAUUCUUGCGCCGGGAGCGCCGGGAGCGCCAGCGACAUCGUCGGCAGGCGUCUCACCCCUACCUCAGCCUGCCUUGAAUCUGCAACGCAACGGAUCUCUUCACACUGGCUCCGUGGUCACGCCGUCUGUUGCUCGUCCUGCCCGGAAUCUCAAGACAUCCGCCAGUACCCGGAGCACCGACAGGACCGACGCUCUAUGGGCCGAGAUGCAGGCGACGCUCGAAGAAGUAGAGUUGUCCGCGUCAGGUGGAACUCACGUCUUUGGCCCGGAUCACGACCGCAAACUAGAGGAGCUGAGGGCAGCCCAAAUUGCUCUGGCACAGGCCUGGGCACGAAGCGAGGCGGACGAGGCCAUUGAGAUGACGGGACAGCGUUCCAGCACAUCAGCAGCCGGAGAGGAAGUUCGUAACCUCAAGGGCGCGGUCUUGGGAGAGACGGGCGUGACACCAGACAGCAAUGAGGGUCCACGAAGCACAGGAAGCAACAGUGGUCGCCCAGGCAGCAGUGGAGGCACAGAACGCCUUGGUGCUAAGCUCGAGCAAGAGACGGAGGUGGACAUCCUGCUGGCACGAAAGAGGCGCGAGGCCAACGAUCGGUACUUCCAACGGGUCAACCAGGGCGUUAUUGACGUCGUUGCCAAACUCGAGGAUGUUGCUGUUGCAAUGCGAGCUGUCGAACAAGAGACCAAGGACAUCUGGGGCGAAAACGAUAGCAUGGCAGGCAGUGCAAAAGGGUAG
Molecule: messenger RNA, 834 nt
Organism: Colletotrichum spaethianum
Lineage: Eukaryota; Fungi; Ascomycota; Sordariomycetes; Glomerellales; Glomerellaceae
Exons: 1
Coding region: 1-834 (277 amino acids)
Source: RefSeq, a predicted model, not a curated record